This is a messenger RNA of Phytophthora infestans T30-4, 1044 nucleotides long. RefSeq lists its product as uncharacterized. The transcript is spliced from 4 exons. Lineage: Eukaryota; Oomycota; Peronosporomycetes; Peronosporales; Peronosporaceae. The record is from RefSeq and is a predicted model, not a curated record. The coding region runs from base 1 to 1044 and encodes 347 amino acids.
AUGCCGCCACGCCGUUUGCGCGCUCCUUCUCCGCUCCAGACGACGUUCAGGACGCCUGGACCUGCCGCACUCCGCGUGCCUUCCACACCGGCCACCCUCAGCUUUUCACAGAAGCGAGAGCCUACCGCUGAAGACCUGCUAGUGGCAGCUACAACCAAGCUGCAAUCCGUUAAAGAAUCCUGGAAAGGACGACGAUCUCGGACCAAUUCUACGAGUCAGGACAAGAACGGUCCUGCAGGGUUUCCGUCACCGCAGGUUAUUCGAGAACUCACGGAGCUUCAGAAGGACCUGACACGGAAGGUCUCCGCUGGCGACGAGUGGUUUGAGGCCUCAUUAGAGCGACUGUGGAGAGAUGUGGGCGCUAGGACGCAGGACGAGAAAUACGACCGGAAGGACGUGGACUGGGUGCAGCUGGGGUUCCAGAAUGCCAGUCCCGAGACGGACUUUAGAGGAGGAGGCGUGCUGGCCGUGAAGUGUCUGCUGUACGCGUUUGAAGCGCAUCCGAUGGAGAUGAGGGCGAUCCAUUACGAGCAGAUGCCAGACGCGCAGGACGGGAAGCACAAGAGAUGGUACCCGGUCUGUGUCGCUGGAAUCAACUUGACGUGCUUGUUGGCGGGGCUCUUGCAACUGGGAGACGGGAGGUUCGCAGACAAGAAGAACGCUUACUGGCCGCUCUUUGAAGAACCUGCCGCAUUCUAUGAGCUCUUCUUCUUGGCUUUUAUCAAGAUGGACGCGAUCUGGCACCGUCUUAAUGCGACGUACAUGGAGUUCGGAGUGGUGCUCAAGGUGACACGAAAGUCGGUGGCGUUUAUGCUGGCGCAGACUCCAACCACUUUGAUGGAUCUGCGUGAAGCCAGUGAGCAAGCCUUUCUAGAUCGCUUUGUCGUUAGUCUCUCGGCCCGCUCGCUCGCUGACUGGGAAGGCGGAGAGUGUCCGGAUCCCAACCACGCCCUGGAGACGGAGGACGCUCUCGUGAUAGCCAAGACGCGGGCGGUACCAAAAGCGACGUCCACCAAAGGCAACGCGUUCUGGCCCCUGCACUAA